This is a messenger RNA of Ochlerotatus camptorhynchus, 3952 nucleotides long. RefSeq lists its product as uncharacterized. Lineage: Eukaryota; Metazoa; Arthropoda; Insecta; Diptera; Culicidae. The coding region runs from base 510 to 2672 and encodes 720 amino acids. The record is from RefSeq and is a predicted model, not a curated record. The transcript has 9 exons.
AUCAGUUGCAGUUGUUUUCGGGAACGACAGAUUGUGUGACUCGGGUCACAUCGAGCUGAACUUUUAUUCUAGUUUGGUGGAUGGUAAAGUGGUAGUGUCUAGUUUUCCACUUCCGAGUGCUGUCCCCAGAUUUUCGUGAAUGUGCACUCAGCGUAGGAGUAUGUAGCUAUUUUGCUGCACCCUUAGUUAGGUUCGAGUGGGUGGCUGUUUUCCGGGGAUUGUGACUGAUUUCGAGGAUUACAGAGGACUUUUGUGAAUUUAUUGUCAGCGUCGGAGGUGUCAUUCGUGGUGAAAAACUGCGAAAAUGAACAUUCGCUAAAGAACUAUCGUGCAAAUUCGUCCUUUGAGGCAGUGUAGUGAGUGAUAAGGCGAAAAAAAAGGAAAAGUUCCACAGGAGUGGUAAUCGUAUCAGCACCUAGCAUACAACUGAACCCAUUACGGGCGGAGACCGUCGGAAGUUUAGCAACUGUCGUGGAAAUAAAUUUUACUUACGGUCCCUCCGCUCCGGUAUGGCACUGUUGAUCUAUAGCUCGUUGGUUCUGUGCGUAGGUGCGGUGUUGGCCUCCCAGCACUCUCCCUACUCACUUCAGGCCGCCGUCGAUGCCCUGCACCGGCGUGAAGCCCAACUGGCACUGCGAGACGAAAGCAACGGGGAAUCGUUGGACGACGAAGGGUACUGGUUAGAGCCUUCCGAUGAUCAACCGGCGUAUCGACCGAACCGGCAGCAGUGGAAUAAGAUUCUGGCCAGCUACCUGCGCCGGGAUGACGACCUGGACGAGGCACCGUACGAUCCGUACGAGCUGGAGGCACGCAAGCGGUCCGUCUUCCGCGAACGGGAUGUUACAGCGCUCGGCGAGCUACCCGCAUAUCCAACCGUAUUCAGAGAGCGUGAAAUGGAGAAAUCCUACCAACCGCGGCCGGAUUUAUCCAACGAUUUCCUCAAGGAAAUCGACCGGCAGGCCAACAUCGAGAGGGAGGAAAAAUAUCUGGACCAGCUGAGGCAACUUUGGGACAAGUACCAACAGCAAGAGAACGAAAUCGAACAGGAACUUUUCGACGAAGAUAGGGCAGCCGCUGAAGAAGCAGCCCUCGGUGGUCCAUACUACGACAAGCGACAGGGCUACCCUGCUGUGUCGCAAUCGGAAGCGGCGGCCAUGUUCUACGGCCCACCGAUGGAGGAAAGGAAGCGAACGCUUCCGAUUCUGCCCUGGCUACCGGCGACACGGAAGAAGCGAUUCCCCGUCGCCAAGCGGUCACCGAAACCCGAAGCCAGCGCGUCCGGUACGAACGACAAGGUGGCCAAAGAUCUGCAAGCGUUGUUCGGUGAGCCCGAGGAAAGCAAGAAGAAACGAUCCAGCGAGCCGGAGGUAGAGAAGAAACAGGAGAAGGCAAAUGAGACCAAGUCCCACGAGAAACGAGACGCUAGUGGUGAACAUGCUAAACAUGAGGAGCACAGCUCGGAGGAAGACCACGAAGAUGACGAGCACGAUCAUGAACACGAUCACGACCAUGAACAUGAUCACGACCACGAUCAUGAGCGCGAUGGAGAGUCCAGCGAAGAGUUCGAAGGCGAGGAUGAAGACAAAAAGAAGCGAUCGGUGAAGAAACGAUCCAAUUUGGAAGUGGUCAAGGAAGAUCAGAUCCUCCCAGGGGACAUUGGCGAGUUCAAGGCGAAGAAGUCGAUCCAAUGGAACAAGUAUUUCGGUAUUGAUCGGAGGAAAAAAGAUGGCCGCAAUGGUGGAGCGUACCCGUUGAGUUUCUACAAGACCUACGACGAUGAUCGCAAGAAGAAGACGCUGAGUCAGGACAAACUGGAGAAAAUGAACCGGAAACUGAAGACGAUCGAGGAUUUGAUCCUGGAUCAGACGGUCAAGUACACUGGGGAUCAUGAAGGUGGUCUAAUUGAACCGGAAGAGCUGCAGAAACUGAAGGAUAAAGUUGUAUCACGUCUCGCCACGGCCUACAGUAUUGAGAAAAUGCGCCGAACCCUGGACAAGUUGAAGGAUUCGGUUGGCGAUGACGGAAAUGCGGUGCAGAAUAAUGAGAUCGACACCGACAAGCGGGAUGAUAAGAAGGAGAAAGCAAAGCGAGUGGCCGUUAAGAAGGAGAAGGCGGAGUACGAUCAUAGCGAACACUCCAUGGAACCGGUCGAGAAAGUCAGCAAAGAUGACGUGGAAAACAACCUGGACGAGCUGGACGACGAUAAGAAGAAAAAGAAGAAGAAGCGCCUCACAAAGCGGUAUCAGGAAGUUUUCCGCAACGAUGUACCGGAAUUUGAGGAGGAGUUGGGCGCCGGUCACUAUGCACCAGUUGGCGAUAGCUAUGGAAGAAAUUUAGCAGUGGAAACUAACGAGUGUCCCCUUCUGGACGCUUUGGAACGCAGAUGUAGAGGAGUUGAUGUACUAAGUGGUGACAUCUACCAGGAGCUGCUACCGGCCUGUGGAGUUCACCAGCUAUGUUAUCUAUGCGGCAAAACGCAGAGCGUUUGCGACUUCCAGUACCUGGCUGAGGCGGACAGUAUCUGCGAGGGUCAGUCCAACUGCCUGUCGACGGCACGGUCCGCCCUGAUGAUCCUGCGUGGAUUCCCGGGCCCACAGUUGGGACCACGGGAGUGUUCCAAGAACCCUUGCCUCUACCGAGCGAUGCUCGAACUUGGUGUCAGUGGAUUGUAAGCGCGCCAUAUUUGAAUUGUCUAAUACAAACCAACACACUUUCAUGCUGCAGUGCGAAACGAGAAUUUUUGGUUUGUCUCUUUGACGUCUAUGUAGGUAUUUGCUAAAAAUGAAACACUAAAUAGUGGACAAUUGGAAUGAUGGAGGCCCCCCAGUCCGCCUUCAGUCCGAUAUCGCAUAUCGAGCAACAACAACAACUCUCUUUAAUCCCCCAUGAAUGUGUGUCUGUAAAAAACAAGAUUACUCUAUCAUAAAAAAAACACAAAAUGAUGUCAGUAAAGGAUGCAUCUCUUGGGAAUGGGAUGUACUAAAGUAUUAAUUUCACUUUUGUGAAGCUUCUCAACGAAUACGAGGUAAAUUGAGUUUGAUGAACAAUUCCGAUUGUUUUGCCAAGAUGUGUGACCACUGUUGAAACAAUGAGAUUAUUUUAGUUUUAAGCACUACUUUUUAACUUUUGCGAAUGUAUUAUCGUUUGACAUUCUACAUAUUUGUGUACUAAAAAAGCGGUAUUUACAUAUAAAGUACUAAACAUUAAGAUGAAGGAUAAUCUACUUCAAAACCUAUUGUAAAACACUUUAACAAUUUUAUGAAAUAAUUAAAUGUGAUUAUAUCUGUACUAAAAUGUACUAAAAACACAUUGAGCGUUAAAAACAAGAAACCCCUUAACAAACACACCCGAAAUUGGUAACCCAUUAGUUUCAUCUCAUCUGCCGAGACACCUCCUUGUUUAAUCGAUCGAGAAUGGACGAAAAGAACGAAAUAAAUCUGACAAUAAAAUUCCAAACGAAUCCAGACGACGCCACAACACGAACCAGCAAAGUUAAGACCAUAACCUAAAAACAAAUGUAAUGUGUGCAGCUAUAGUCUUUGAAUUGUACUAAAGAAAAAUAUGAGAUUGAGAACAACUACCUAACUAUGUAAGCUUCCGUUGUUUUUUUUUUCUCCAGAGUAUCCAGAGUAAAAUAAAAACUGAAAUAUUUAGAGCAUUCCCAAAUAUUGACAAGCAUUGAAAAUGUACUGUGGCAACACUUUGCAAGUAUCUUUGAGUGGAAAAUAUUUAAUGAAAAACUAUGACGUGUUAGGUCAACACUUAUAAGUCAUAGGUAUUUAAAUCAAUGAGAAUAACAAAAAAAAAACAGAUAAUGGAAGACAAGUGAAACGAAUCUAUAUAUCUAUAAAUAUACAAACGCAGACAACAUACAAAGAUAAAAACAAAUGAAAUCUAAAGUAUGAAUGAAAUAAAGUCAGUAUUUGUUGAAACUUUAAAAACACUCCACAAA